ACGCUGGUGCGCGGGGAUGCGCGGUGCGCGUGCGGUGGCCUAGCGUUCGCGUUUAUGGGCCAGGGUUUCCUGUUUGUGAUGUAAUUGACAACUGCAGCUACCUUCGGCAGCCGAGACGUUGACUUUCUUGGCUUUUCUCGGAACUGAGGCUCGGGAGUGCCUGAGCAGAGCCAGGCCUGGAAGGCAUGUUCGCAGUUUCUUAGGUACCUGAAUGUCUGCUUUGUAUUUGAAACUCCUGGAACUUCUGGAAAUUUUAUUUUGAUAUAUAACUUGUCUCAAAUCACACUGCCUAUAUAUAGUAUACAGAUGCUUAGCCCAAACCUAAAAAUUACUGGAUUCAUCAGAUAAGAAAAUCAAACAGUGAGAGUUGUAUCUAGGAAGAUGCAGACCCUGAAUAAGUUGAUGGAUGUCUUAAAACCUCAAAACCUGACUCUACACGAACAAAGUGAAGUUCUGAGAGAAGAUGUGUCUUGGCAGCAGGAAACCAUCCCAGUCAGGGAGACCUGUGACUCUGAGGCCUCUCGUCAAAAGUUCAGACAUUUCCAGUAUGUGGAAGUGUCUGGGCCUCAUGAAGCCCUGAGGCAGCUCUGGGAGCUCUGUCUUCAGUGGCUCAGACCAGAGGUUCAUACAAAGAAGCAGAUCCUAGAACUGUUGGUGCUAGAACAAUUCCUGAUAAUUCUCCCUGAAGAGGUCAGGACUUGGGUGAAUUUACAACAUCCAAAGAACAGCAAAGAAGUGGUGACUCUCAUAGAAGAUGUGAUUGAAAUGCUUAAAGAUAAAGAUAUACCGUGUGAAGAUUCUAUCCUUCUCCAGAAGGGGAGCAUGAAGAAGGAGAAAAUGGAAGCUGACUCACUAACAGUCAAAUCCCAGGAACCAGUGACACUCAAAGAUGUUGUUGUGGAAUUCAGCACUGAAGAAUGGGGGCAAUUGGACCCUGCUGUAAGGAACCUCUACAGGGAUGUGAUGCUGGAAAACUAUAGGAACUGCAAUUCAUUGCGGAAAGAGCUUCAAUUUUCCAAACCAAUUGAGGUUCCCAAGUUGGAGAUUAAGACAAAAAGAUGGAUGAUGGAACAAGAGAUCCCAAGAACAAUGGUUUUUGGUAAGAAGCAGGCAGAUAGACAGACAAUUUCAGAAAAUCAGGAUUCGGUUUCAAAGCAGAAAAUUUCUGGAGAAGAAUCAUCCCAUAGAAUGAUAAUGGCAAAACUGGCCCAAAGUGGGCUUCCUUCUUUAGAUGCCUGGAAAAGGGAUGUUUGCUUACAUAGGAACCACGAACACCAGGACAUAUAUUUGCCACAAGGAACUUCUGUUCAUAAGACAAUUUAUACUGAGGAGGGAGACUUGGGAUGUCGUGAAAGUAAGAAAAGCUUUGAUGUUAAGUCAGGUAACUUAGUUUUUGAUACUCAACAGGGAGUUCCAAUGAGGAAGGGGUCCCCAAAGUGUGAUAAGUUUAAAACUAACUUCAAAUUUAAUUUAGACUCAGUAGGUAAGCAACAUUCAGAAUAUAAUGAAUAUAGGAAUGCCUCAAGCCUGAAUACAGAUAUUCGACACUCAGAAAGUCAUACUGUGAUGAAUCGCUAUGAAUGUUUUCAGUGUGGGAAAGCCUUCAGCCGGAGCUCAUCCCUUGUUCGACAUCAGAUCAUUCACACAGGAGAGAAACCCUAUAAAUGCAGUAAGUGUGAGAGAUUCUUCAACCGACGAACAAACCUUAGUAAGCAUCAAAAAAUUCAUCUUGAAGUAACGGCCUACAGAGGAAAUAAAUGGGGAACUGCCUUCAGUAAGAGUGAAAACAGUAAUAAAAAUCCAAGUCUCCAACCUAGAAAUAAUGCCUAUCAAUGUGUUAACUGUGGUAAAUCCUUCAGCCGGAGCUCCUCACUUAUUCGACAUCAAAUGAUUCAUACAGGGGAGAAACCAUUUAAAUGUAACAAAUGUGAAAAAUCCUUCAACAGGAAUUCAAAUCUUAUUAAACACCAAAAACUUCAUACUCGAGAGAAGUCCUAUAACGAGUAAAUGUGGUAUUACCUUCGGUCACAGUGCAGAACUUAAUCAACAUCCAUGAAUUUAUGCUGGAAAGAAUCCUGUGAAAAUGCUAAAUGGAAAAAAAAAACCUAUUUGUCAGAUAUUAUGCUUUUGUUGAAAAUUACAGAAUUAAUAUUGGAGGGAAAUCUCUCAUUGGAUAGAAAUCUCAGGGAGAUGUUCCAGGCUUCCAGAUAAAGCCACAGACUUUGGAGUUAAACAUAUCACCAUGCAAGUGUUUGUCAGUCAUCAUUCUGAUAUUCAUUACCAUCAUCUAGUUCAUAAAAAGGACCUCUUUACCUGAUCUUUUUAGGAAGUCCAUAUUUGGGAGAGCCAAGCAAUACAUUGGAGUUGAUAUUUAAUAAAACUCAAACUUUCAGUUCUUAUAAGAGGAUUACAAGAAACCAUGAGCUCACGAGAAUAUAGGAGGACAUUUCUAAGGACUAAAUCCUCUGAAUUAAUGGCAAAGACUACAGUGACAGUCAAUUAUUCUACCCUUAUUAAUAUUCGAGGCUGCCCUGGUGCUCAGUGGGGACUACAAUUGGAAAAGGGUUAUCAUCUGCAAUGGGAGGUGGAUGUGUUGUUAAUCUACAUGUAUUCGUUAAGAUCCAAAUUUUUUAAAAGUACUCUUUGGAACUAGGCUGGAGAGAUAUCCAUAGUCCUAGGUCUGUCAUUUAUCCUAAACAUUAAAAGGACAAUAAAGUAUCCUAAUUCUCUGUGCACCAGUACUUUGUUCCGUAAACUGCUUCAGGAUCCCAAAGAGUUCUUGAGCUGAGAAGUUUAUUUUAAUCUGCCCAAAAGUAUUCAUACUGGAGACAUUCCCAGUGAAUG
This is a messenger RNA of Phyllostomus hastatus (greater spear-nosed bat), 2844 nucleotides long. It is a transcript of the gene ZNF215, whose product is annotated as zinc finger protein 215. NCBI's taxonomy places the organism in Eukaryota, Metazoa, Chordata, Mammalia, Chiroptera, Phyllostomidae. The record is from RefSeq and is a predicted model, not a curated record. Gene Ontology annotation, biological process: negative regulation of transcription by RNA polymerase II. The transcript is spliced from 6 exons. The coding region runs from base 382 to 2007 and encodes 541 amino acids. Gene Ontology annotation, molecular function: DNA-binding transcription repressor activity, RNA polymerase II-specific.